AUGAAAUCUGAUGGAGUAGCCAUAAUGACCUACUUUGUAUGUGGUACCUGCGUUGUUAACCCCACCGACCUGUUCUGCUCUGUACCUGGUCGCUUGUCGCUACUCAGCUCCACUUCAAAGUACAAAGUGACCAUUGCAGAGGUGAAGAGACGCCUUUCACCGCCAGAAUGCCUCAACGCUUCCCUCUUAGGAGGUAUUUUGAGAAGAGCAAAAUCUAAGAACGGAGGACGUUGCCUGAGAGAAAAAUUAGACAGACUGGGACUGAAUUUACCUGCAGGAAGAAGAAAAGCAGCAAAUGUCACACUCCUGACUUCCUUGGUAGAAGGGGAAGCAUUACAUUUGGCCAGAGAUUUCGGCUACACCUGUGAAACAGAAUUCCCUGCCAAGGCAGUAGGAGAGCACAUUGCCAGACAGCACAUGGAACAGAAAGAGCAGACAGCAAGGAAAAAGAUGAUCCUAGCAACAAAACAAAUAUGUAAAGAAUUCCAAGACCUUCUCAGUCAAGACAGGUCACCCCUUGGAUCCUCCAGACCGACUCCAAUACUAGACCUUGACAUCCAGAGACAUUUAACACAUUUCAGUUUGAUCACUCACGGUUUUGGAACUCCUGCAAUAUGUGCUGCCCUAAGCACUUUCCAAACUGUUCUCAGUGAAAUGCUGAACUACUUGGAAAAGCACACAUCGCACAAAAACGGAGGAGCGGCGGAAUCCGGCCAAGGACACGCCAACUCGGAGAAAGCCCCCCUACGGAAAACUUCAGAGGCUGCUGUGAAAGAGGGCAAAACAGAAAAGACAGACUAG
Messenger RNA from Centrocercus urophasianus (Greater sage-grouse), 801 nucleotides. It is a transcript of the gene TFAP2D, whose product is annotated as transcription factor AP-2 delta. The transcript is spliced from 6 exons. Gene Ontology annotation, cellular component: nucleus. Gene Ontology annotation, molecular function: DNA-binding transcription factor activity, RNA polymerase II-specific; RNA polymerase II transcription regulatory region sequence-specific DNA binding. Gene Ontology annotation, biological process: anatomical structure development; regulation of cell population proliferation; regulation of transcription by RNA polymerase II. Bases 1 to 801 code for a protein of 266 amino acids. The record is from RefSeq and is a predicted model, not a curated record. NCBI's taxonomy places the organism in Eukaryota, Metazoa, Chordata, Aves, Galliformes, Phasianidae.